UAUUCCCUUGAACUUCCUCCUCAGCUGUCAAAGCGUCUGCACACCAUUGCUCGAGCUAGCAAUAUCAUACUUUUUAUUUAGAAUAUCAGACGGGGCUUAAUCUGAGAUGGAGGGCCAGCGCUGGUUACCACUGGAAGCCAACCCAGAGGUUAUGAACCAAUUUUUACGGCAGCUUGGCUUGGUACCCACCUGGCAGUUUGGAGAUGUGUACGGUUUGGAAGCUGAAGUUCUCAGUUUGGUGCCGAGGCCUGUGUGUGCUGUACUUUUGCUCUUUCCUAUAACAGAGAAGUAUGAAACAUUUAGACGGGAGGAGGAGGCAAAAAUGAAGGCACAAGGACAAGAGUUGUCCUCUGAUGUGUACUUCAUGAAGCAAACCAUCGGCAAUGCUUGUGGUACAAUAGGGCUGAUUCAUGCUGUGGCAAACAAUCAAAGGUAUCUGGAGUUUGAGCCCAAUUCACCGCUUAAGGCAUUUUUACUGCAGUCUGCAAAGAUGAGCCCAGAAGAAAAGGCAGCUUUCCUUGAAAAAGAUGAGAGUAUCCGAGUAACACAUGAGUCAAGCGCCCAGGAAGGACAAACAGAGGCCCCAAGUUUAGAUGAAAAAGUGGAUUUGCAUUUUAUCGCCUUUGUAAACGUUGAGGGACAUUUAUAUGAACUGGAUGGACGCAAACCUUUUCCAAUUGUUCAUGGGAAAACAACAGAGGACACAUUUCUUGAGGAUUCUGCUGAGGUCUGCAAGAAGUUCAUGGCACGUGAUCCCCAGGAGCUCCGUUUCACUGUGGUGGCUCUUUCCAAAGCAUAAAUGUUCUUGUUAUUUUACCUAAGAGAAAAACUGCCAAUCAUUCAGAAGUGCUGAAUACUUCAAACCUUUAUAGGUUCAAUUUUGAC
Molecule: messenger RNA, 885 nt
Organism: Sinocyclocheilus grahami
Lineage: Eukaryota; Metazoa; Chordata; Actinopteri; Cypriniformes; Cyprinidae
Product: ubiquitin carboxyl-terminal hydrolase isozyme L3
Exons: 9
Coding region: 107-799 (230 amino acids)
Biological process (GO): protein deubiquitination; ubiquitin-dependent protein catabolic process
Cellular component (GO): cytoplasm
Molecular function (GO): cysteine-type deubiquitinase activity
Source: RefSeq, a predicted model, not a curated record